Solanum dulcamara is the source of this 1608-nucleotide messenger RNA. RefSeq names its product GATA transcription factor 4-like. NCBI's taxonomy places the organism in Eukaryota, Viridiplantae, Streptophyta, Magnoliopsida, Solanales, Solanaceae. The record is from RefSeq and is a predicted model, not a curated record. Gene Ontology annotation, molecular function: sequence-specific DNA binding; zinc ion binding. The transcript has 2 exons. Gene Ontology annotation, cellular component: nucleus. Gene Ontology annotation, biological process: positive regulation of DNA-templated transcription. Bases 317 to 1105 code for a protein of 262 amino acids.
UUCACCAAUUUGUUGUCUAUUAAUACAUGACUAAUAUCGAUCUUUUAUCUUAAAAAGUCUCUUAUUUUUACUUUGUAACACAAAGAUCUCUCAAUAAUACCCCCCACCCCCUUUUGUCUUACUUCACUUGCAAAUAUUUAAGUGCACACUGCAGUGCUAAGUUCUAUAUCAAUCCCUUACUCAUCAGCCCCUCACACACUUACUCUAGUGGGAGGAAUAAUUCCCCAGCUCAAAUUUAUCUCUCCAUAUAUACCAAAACUUUAUAUUAAAUCAGCAUUAAUUUUCUGUCUAUAGUUUUUUGCAUUAAUCGGAAAAUAUGGAUGUCUACGGACGGUCAACAUCGGAAGUGUUUUGGAUUGAUGAUCUUCUUGAUUUCUCCAACGAAGAGAUCUUUUCCUCCUCUAAAACUACAGUCAACUUUGACCUCAAUCACCAUUACCAACCACCUUCAACCGACAACGUAGCUGCCGCAGCUAGUUAUUACGAUUCUCUUCCCAAUUCCGUCGACUUUACUGACAAACUCUGCGUUCCGAGUAAUGAUGUAGCGGAGUUGGAGUGGCUAUCGAAUUUCGUGGAAGACUCAUCCAAUAAUUUCCCUUCAAACUCCUUAACACAAAACAUGUACCUCAAUAAUUCAAAUAAUACUAGUACUGCUACUACUACAAUAUUGCAUAGCAAAUCAAGAAGCAAACGUUCACGUAAUUCAAACACUAGCUGGAGUAGUACGAAUUCCUCACUCCAACAACACAAGUCCAUCCACCAAAUCUCGAAUCAAGAUGAAAGUUCAGUUAAUUAUACUAGAGACAAAUUUCCAUCAUCUUCAAAGUCAGAGAUUAUUAUACCGAGAAAAUGCACCCAUUGUGCAUCAGAGAAAACUCCGCAGUGGCGAACAGGCCCAUUGGGACCAAAAACACUGUGUAAUGCUUGUGGUGUUCGGUACAAAUCGGGCCGGUUGGUACCCGAAUAUCGUCCGGCAGCAAGUCCAACUUUCGUGUUGACACAGCAUUCGAAUUCUCACCGGAAAGUAAUGGAACUCCGGCGACAGAAAGAGGUUCUUGAUCAACAGCAGCAGGGAAUGUAUGGACAUCACUAUCAGGUCUGCUGAUGUCAUUGUAUGCCACGUGUCACCAUCAUCAAGCUAAACUGGAUGCUUCUUUUUUUUUUUUCCUUCCUAAAAGACCUUUAUUGUCUUUUGAAUAUUUUCUUUUGUUACCUUUGAGACUAUGAGCCCGUUUGGAUGGGCUUAAAAAAAAUAACUUUUAUGUAUGAAGUGCUUUUAGAACUUUAAAGUGCUGAAAGUUAUUUUUAUAAAUAAGCAGUUGAGUGUUUGGAUAAAAGUGCUUAAAUGAUGAAAAUUAUGUGAAUUUUAGGGUUAAAAGAAUAAAAAGGGUAGUUUGGGAAUUUAGUUAAAAUAUAAGGGAUAUAAAAGUAAUUUCCAUGGUCAAAGAAAAUGACUUUAAGCACUUAGGAAAAAAAAAGUUAGGAAUCCUAACUUUUCAUUUUUGACUGACUUUAAGAACUUUCUGGCUUAAAGUUAGCAUUAGGCAAACACGUCCAAAAGCUGAAAAGGGGCUUUAAGUUGGUUUUGACCAACUUAAAGCCAAUCCA